Messenger RNA from Centruroides sculpturatus (bark scorpion), 2278 nucleotides. RefSeq names its product dopamine receptor 1-like. Gene Ontology annotation, cellular component: membrane. Bases 720 to 1859 code for a protein of 379 amino acids. NCBI's taxonomy places the organism in Eukaryota, Metazoa, Arthropoda, Arachnida, Scorpiones, Buthidae. Gene Ontology annotation, molecular function: G protein-coupled receptor activity. Gene Ontology annotation, biological process: adenylate cyclase-activating adrenergic receptor signaling pathway. The record is from RefSeq and is a predicted model, not a curated record. The transcript has 3 exons.
CCCUUUUAUUUUAAUUAUAAAACUUUUUAACUUUAACAGUUGUUAGUUUGGAUUCAAAUUACGUUCAUUUAGUUAUAAAUGAUGUUCUGUUAUUAAGGUUUGGCUUAAAAUAGCGAAGUUACUCACAAGUCAGUCAGAAAUAGCUGAUAUAUUCUUUACACAAUCAACUUUGGUAGCGCCAAUUAAUAUUUAUGGAGAAUAUCCGUUCAUAAGAAUUCAUUUUUUCCAUGAAUAUUAGAAAAUCUUCAGUGUUUGUGAAUAUUAAACGUACGAUUUUGCAUUGCAAACGACAUUGUUUAGCAAAAUACGUAACUUUUAAGAACCAAAUUCAAGUUUGUGUAUAAAUCUCAUUAGUAUAUACAACUUUUAAUGUUUGAAAUAUUGUAGAAGGGAUCCUUGAUGCUAUUGCAUUCCUAGUCUCUUUAUGUUUUCUUCUGACACGACGCUCACAGUUUAUCAUAUUUCUUUUACCUCUCUUUAUGCGCUUGGAAUUAAAUAAACUAAUUUCCUAGACUUUCUGUAAUUAAAAUCUUAUUAUACAGAUUUCCAAUUCGUAUUUUUAUACAGACCGAAGUCUCGGGGUUAUAGAUCUGGUUUCCCUUCCUAAGCCCUGGUACCACACUCGAUUCAGUUCCAAUUUCACAGCAGGAUGGAGAAUUCAAAUGAAGGCUUUCCAAGUGAAAGAUUCAAUAAAGAUACCUUAAUCAUUUAAAAGGAUCAUGCAAUACACAAGUGUAAUCACGAACUCUACGGAUUCGCCUUCUACAGAAUCAUCAAGUAUCGCCAUAAAAAUCCUUGUUGGCAUUAUCCUCUGUCUUAUAAUAUUUCUUUCUAUAACAGGAAAUAUUCUAGUUUGCAUCGCUAUAUGCACCGAUCGUCGUCUUAGAAAAUUGGGUAAUUUAUUUCUAGUGUCCUUGGCUGUCGCAGAUUUAUUUGUGGCGGCGUUAGUGAUGACCUUUGCAGUUGCAAACGAUUUAAUGGAGUAUUGGGUAUUUGGACAGCAGUUCUGUGACACUUGGACAGCGUUUGAUGUUAUGUGUUCUACAGCUUCUAUUCUUAAUUUAUGUGCCAUUAGUCUCGACCGAUAUAUACAUAUUAAAGAUCCGUUGAGGUACACUCGAUGGAUGACAAAAAAGAUUGUUCUACUGAGUAUAGUCGCUAUAUGGUUAUUAUCGGUAUUAGUGUCGUUUCUACCUAUUUCUCUUGGUUGGCAUAAACCAAAGAACCAUAUUCAAAAAACUAUCGAAGAAAAACCCGUUUGUGCAUUAGAAUUGACAGCGUUAUAUGCUGUAGUAUCAUCUGUUAUUAGUUUUUAUGUUCCAUGCAUUGUAAUGGUUGCUUUGUACAGUAGAUUAUAUUAUUACGCGAGAAAACAUGUCGAAAGUAUUAGAGCUGUGACCAAAAUUACUCCAUGUGAUCAAAUAAACAAUCCAAUAAGAUCACUCAGCCAUAGCUCUCAUAUUACGACUGAUCACAAAGCAGCCAUUACACUGGGUAUCAUUAUGGGUUCGUUUUUAGUGUGUUGGAUGCCAUUCUUCUGUAUCAACAUUGUCGCUGGAUUUUGUAAAACAUGUAUUUCUGACGACGUCUUCAAGACACUUACGUGGCUGGGAUAUUGUAACUCUGCUUUAAAUCCAGUUAUUUAUAGUAUUUUUAACACGGAAUUCCGUGAUGCUUUUAGAAAAGUAUUAGUUACGUAUUUCCAUACUGACUGUUGUUCCGUGAGUAGAUGUCAUUCCUACCAUAAAUCAAGAAAAAGUCGAACCUGCGAUGGAAAAUUGUAUAUGGCACCUUCCGGUUUUAAUCAAAGAACGGAUGAUCCUUUGAAAGAAACAAAUGGUGACAGUACACAAAUAUAACAUUUGCAAAGAAAAUAUUUGAGAAUAUUUUUGAAAUUAUCGUCAUAAUUAAUUAAUUAGAUAAGUAAAUACUGUAUUGUGUUUAAUCGAUGAUGAAACCCACCGACAUUUUUCGUUUUAAAUCAUUUUAAACGAUGUUAAUAACUAUAAUUUACAUGUUACGACAAUCAACAUAAAAACGAACUGUUUUUACAUUAAUGUUCGGCGAAGAAAAGUUAAUGACAACUAAACAAUAAAUAAAAACAAUAGAAUAUAUUUCAUGUAUUUCAAAAAUAAAAAAUAAUAAAGAGAAAUUGUUAUUUAAUUUAGUUUUAUUAAUAAAUAUCUGUUCUGUUCGAUUAGUUUAUUAAAGCUGUAUAAGAAUAAAUUUGGGUUUACUUUAAAAAAAAAUGAAAACAUUGUAUGUUAUAAAAUAUUUA